CUACCGUUUGCUUGGGAAGGAUCAUGCGUGGUUUACUGGAUUCAGAAUGACUGCGACUCUCCUGUCUAGACAGUCCAUCAUCUUUACAGAACCAUGCGCUGUGAAAAAUGCCACACAUUAGUUUCGUUAAGGGGGGAGAGGGGGGUUCCAAUCAUACUAUGAAGAUGAUUGUGACACAGCAACCAGGACUUGGUUAAAAUUUGCCGCCGAAUGGUUGCAACCAGCCCCCGCCUCGGUCUGCAUGUCUCCAGGCAUCGUCACUCACUCGCUCUAACUGAGAGCGCUGGGAAACGCUGGCAAAAAAUGGAGUCGAGGCUGCUCUUCGCUCGUGUGCCUCUGUUUACAAUAUGGCGACCUCCCUUGAAAAAAACCCGUUUUAUUUCAGCGCCAUUUUACUGACAUUUCUCUGGGCUUUAACAGGAAUAUAAUUAUGAUAAUACAGCUGAUCAAACGCGGUUAUAACACGAUUUGAGAUGAGCAUAUUAUUCUUUGUAUUUCGGGGACUCAUCCAUUCAGGUAUUUGCACCACACAGCUGUGCAAGAUCUGGCUAUCAAUCAUGUUGGUUGGUAGCUACAGUUCAGUGCAGGUUUUGGUUGGUAGCUAGGCUACAGUGCAAGGCUUUCCACCUACAAGACUGAGGAUAAUCUCGGUCUUUGCAAAUUGAACAUUUGCAUAUCCCCUUGGGUAGUCAUUGACGGUGAAAUUUGACAUGUGAUUUAAAUUACAUACUACAAUCACCUUGACAACUGCCUAUGCAGUAGCUGCAUAUUUGAGUAUUUUCUAGAUUAGAAACAUCUGAAAGCAUUCCAACAAUUCAUUAUGAUGGCAGCCUGUAUAAACUGGGUGAUAUAAUGUAGGUUAUGAGCAUCACAGCCAGGUGUUGUGUUUGAGACCGCCUAAAGCGAGACUAAUUGAAGGCCAUGGUUGUAAUUGUGUGAAAUCGCCAAGAUGAUAACAGUUCAAAAUGUUCUUUGUUCAAAUUUAAAGAACAUAUUGAUUCUUUAGACAUUCAGAAUGGUGAAACUAAAUGCAUGCUGAGGGCAAAUGGAGAGCCAUUCUGCAUAUURCCAGUAACCCAUGUCUAUAAUAGAUAAAAAUACAAAAGUAUGUUACAACUUCCCCUGGUCUCCCCUUACUAACAGUAAGCAUGCCACUUUCAAAUAAUUUCCCUCACUCUUCCCUCCUAAGGAAAUUCUGACGAGCGUGACAAAGCUGAAAAUAAAGGACACUAAUGUUACCAGUAAAGUAGGAAGCCCAGGUUUCAAUAGGCAAUAAGAAAUUGAUGUGAAAGGAGUGUCGGUAUUUGGCCUGGCGAAGUGGCUUUAUGCGUUGACUGAAUGGGAGUUGGUAAUUUAGGAGUUUUUUUUUCUUCUCUACUGGUCUCGAAGAAAUUGAGCCCUCAUUGUCAGAGACUGAGUAAAAAUGUAUCUGACACCGGUCUCGAAUACAACAUGGUUGUGGGCCAUAUUAGUAGUGCUUACUUUUCCAGGCGUUAGUGAUUUAAAACUUAAAGUAAAAACUGUGUUCAAUAUUGACUGUCUUCUCUUGUUUGGGCAUGCCAGGCAGUGUCACAUUAAUCCCACUAGAUGGAGACAGGCAUUUGGAAAAGAAGCCAUUCUAACAGUAAACACUCAAGCCUGAAAGUAGGGUUUGGCAUUCAGUGUUAAAAUGUGUAUUUUGGUGUGCUUUACACAUUGUUGUCAUAUUUCAAAACAGACCUAUUCCAGCACAGGUCAAUUACAUCAUCACUCCCCUACACCCCUAUUAUAGCCUAUGCCUCAAAAGUGCAUAUUUUAUAUUUAUUUAACUAGGCAAGUCGGUUAAGAACAAAUUCUUAUUUACAAUGACGGCCAAACCCGGACAACGCUGGGCCAAUUGUGCGCGACCCUAUAGGACUCCCAAUCACGGCCCGUUGUGAUACACCAUUGGUCAGAGCAUCCAGGCUGUAUUUAACCCACCAUUGAGUGAAGAAAUGCUGCCCCCUGGUGACUGGAUGUGUCAUCGCUGCAAUGUCCGUAGAAAGAAGCGGGAGCAGAAGGCUGAGCGGACAAAUGGCCUGCUGGAGAGGGAGAGGCUCCUCUCCAAGCGCUCCUCCCCUGCAGCUGAACUGGAGCGGGGUACCACCACUAUUACCACCACCACGCUGCGUCUGGACAGGCUACCACCCGGGGUCGGAGCAGCUGGACCCGGCCUGCGGGUGGCUGCCGUGCAUCUCGAGCGUCUGGAGCGCCUUGAGCGGCGUGCCAGCAGCCGUCCUGGCACUCCCACUUCCAACACCUCUUCCACGGACACGGACACCCCCUCGGAGGAGCAGAACGAGGCAGACGAGGAGAUGGCCAAGGCAGAGGAGGAGGUGGAGGCCCAGGGCUCAGAAUCUGAGCAAGCCACCACUACCCCUACCCCCACACCACGGCUCCUCAAGAGGCCCUUCCAGCUGCUCAUCGCCGCCGCCAUGGAGCGGAACCCCUCGCAGUUCCAGCUGCCCAACGAACUCACCUGCACCACAGCACUGCCAGGCAGCAGUAAACGGAGGAGGAAAGAGGAGCUGAUCAUGAAGACUUUCAGAAGGCCACAGCAUGAGAUGGACCCCAACGGCCUCGUUCCUCUGCCAGUCAGGGUGUGCUUCUCCUGCACCAGGAGCUGCAGAAUGGCGCCCCUGGUUCAGUGUGACUAUUGCCCCCUGCUCUUCCACAUGGACUGCCUGGACCCCCCACUUACUGCCAUGCCCACAGGCAGGUGGAUGUGCCCCAACCAUAUGGAGCACUUGGUGCUGAACCAGAGGAGCCUGUCCCUUACCAGUCGCUGCCAGCUCUUAGACCAGUUCCAGGAUAGGAUAUCCCAGCAUGCCGUCAAGGUGGGCUUCCUGCGACGGGUCCACCGACAGAACCCCCCUGUCCGCAGCGGUGUCCACCACAAAACGAAGGCGCUCAAGGUGCCUGACGCUAUUAAAUCCCAGUACAAGAACCCCCCGGCCAUUUUGGCUCCUGCAGGGGUGCGUAACGGGGAGCUGAUCUGUAAUGGUGUCCCAUCCCAGGACUGCUCCCCUCAGCAUUUUACCAGCCAGGCGGAGCAACAGGAGUGGCUUCGAGACGUCAUCUCGCUGCAGUGCAGCAUCAUGCGACAUUUAUCUGGCAAGCAGAAGUCCUCGUCAGACUGGCACUCUGAACAGACAAACAAGGAACAGAAAGACAUUAAGCCCUGUGUAGCCCUAGAGGAGAACAGCUCUCUGCCCCUUGCAGAAAGGACAGCUUCAGCCCUGCCUGCCCCCUGCUCUAAGCCCUGCAGUACAUCUGAUGGCCCCCAGGGGGCCCAGGUACUGAAGGGUCUCUCGCAAGGCCAGGAGAGCUGCAGCUGCCCGGUGAGGCCCUGUCAGAACUGUCUAAAGUGCAGGAAACCCAACGGGCCCCUGACUGAGCAGCCUGUGCAAGCCAACGGACCGGUAGUGUGUAACACUGCCUCUGAGGCCUGCAAACAGACAGAGCUCCAGCUGCACAGACUCACCCCCCCAGCCCCACUCCCAACCUCUGCUCUGGGGCUGCCAAACCACCUGAGAGGAGGGCUGGAGGUUAAAACUGGGAAGGGCAGCCACCUAGAGUCUUGCACCCAGAAAGGUUGUCCACCUUCCUCUUUGACGUGUGCAGCCACAGGGCAGGACAUAAAGAGCCAGGCCCACGGGACUCCUCCAGGCAUGGCAGGGACUCAGGCCAACCCUCUGAGCUGCUGCAGUGAGCUGAAGCUCUGCCCCACCCCCACCCCAGGUGUCCAUGUCUUCACCCCACCCAGAGCCAUCAAAGACUCCAGCACAGCAAGACAGCCUACCACCACACCUCCCGGUUUCUCCCCAGGGACAGAUCUUAAGGGCAGCUCCAUGUUCCCCAGCUCUCUCUUCCCCUUAAUAGCAGACCUGUCUGGUGGCAUGAAGGCUGUGAUGGAAGGGGAUGGAGAGAUCGAACUGAGUAAACUGGAUGAGGAGUUGGUCAAACUCCUGGCCUGGCAGAGGAUACAGCAGCUGUUCCCCCACAAAGCACCCCCAGUCCCCCAAGGCAGCUGUGUAACCGCUUCCCCUCUUCCCACCACCACCGUCGCCCUCAAACCUCAAUCUCCCGCGCCGUGCACAGAGGAAGAACAGAAGGUGCAGGCGAGAGCAACGUUCUAUCCACUCAUGGGGAAGGGAGGAGCCAUCAACAUGUCUUAUAGGACCCUGUACAUAGGAGCUGGUGCUGACAUGGAUGUGUGCCUUACAAACUAUGGUCAUUGUAAUUAUGUAUCUGGAAAACACGCCUGCAUCUUUUAUGACGGGAACACCAAGCACUACGAGCUGCUCAACUACAGUGAGCAUGGGACCACGGUGGACAAUGUACUCUACUCCUGUGACUUCUCUGAGAAGGCAUCCCCCAGCCCGGUUAGUGGCCUGGUCUCCAAAGUGCAGGGCAUUGUCCGCCAUUGUAAGAUGAGAGAGCAGGAGGAGGGGGCUGAGGCAGUACCCAGCCCCAGGACUGGCCUGAUUCCAUCAGGGGGAGUGAUGAGUUGCCAGCCCCAGGGAGGACCCAGGCUCUCCUGCAACUGUAAGGCCAGCAGUUCCAGCCUGAUCGGUGGCAGUGGGGCCGGCUGGGAGGGCACAGCGCUGCUCCACCAUGGCAGCUACAUCAAACUGGGCUGCAUGCAGUUUGUCUUCAGCAUUGUUGAGUUCGCCAGUAAGCAGUCCAAAGAAGAGGGAAACACUGGCACUGCCAAUACCACCCCCGCCAAUACCACCCCCAACCAAGAGGGGGCAGACAAACAGACUAUCAAACUCCACCAAUUGCAACUCUGUGCCAAAGCCCAAACUCUCCCUUUCUCAUCUAUUCCCAGUCAAACCUAAGGGAAGCCUAAGGGGAGCCGGUUGUUACACAGGGAAAAUAUAUAUUUUAAUUUAUUUUGUUUAUACAUUUGCAUGAAAUUAAGUAUUAUCUCAAAUCUGUUUAUUUAGAUUGACUGACUGAAAAGUAUUUGUCACUUAUUUUUGCCAGUCUAGUUAUACAUACAUAUACAGUACCAGUCAAAAGUUUGGACACCUCAUUACAGAGUUUUUCUUUAUUUGUACUAUUUUC
Molecule: messenger RNA, 5091 nt
Organism: Salvelinus sp. IW2-2015
Lineage: Eukaryota; Metazoa; Chordata; Actinopteri; Salmoniformes; Salmonidae
Source: RefSeq, a predicted model, not a curated record